UUUCAAGAAAGUCAAAACUCGUUCAUGUUCAAUAGUGCCGAUCCUUUAACUGUCCAGCCUCCUUUUUCACACCAACAACCCAACCAAAACAUUUUGCCCCCUUCCCAGCAACACUUGUCACAAUUUUCUUCUGAACUUGCUGGUAAUCAUAUCCCCCUAAAUCACGACCAGGCCAAUACUGAUGCGGUCUUUUCUUCAAAUACAAUAAGGCCAGAUCUUUUCGUUAAUCAGGAAUCUGCUCGCGGAGGGUUAAAUGGUUCCUUUUUCGAUCGUCAUCAAGCCUUUCCUCCUUAUCUUGCCCCACCGCCUCCCCAGCAAUCCUUUGAUAUGCUUUCGCAUCCCAUGUAUAAUCAACCUUCUGGAUUUUCAAGAAAUCCUCCCCCAUCUUUGAUGCAUUCAACACCUUUUCACUUGAAUGAACAAGUGCAACCGGGAUUCAAUCAUCGAUUUGAUUCUUUUAAUCACAAUCAAACACCUCUUCCCCACGGAGCAUUUUCUUCCCAUUAUUCCAUGGCAGGUGCUUUUGAUCAGCCUCCAUACUUUCAGCCAUUCAACCCUUCUCAGCACUCGAUGCCUUUGCAGCCAGACCAAAAUCAGGGGCAGCUCCAUUUUGAACAGCAUCGCCAAUAGUAAUCACUUUGCUAUCAAUAUCAGCUUUUGCAGUUAUAUCUUUAAGCGGUUUGUUUCAAUAAACUUGAUUUUUCCUG
Molecule: messenger RNA, 707 nt
Organism: Batrachochytrium dendrobatidis JAM81
Lineage: Eukaryota; Fungi; Chytridiomycota; Chytridiomycetes; Rhizophydiales
Exons: 2
Coding region: 25-630 (201 amino acids)
Source: RefSeq, a predicted model, not a curated record